AAGCGGUUUUGAACAUUGAACCGCUCCCCAUUUGCCAAAAAAACCCUAACAAUAAUAGUUUCCCCUCAUUUCUCACGCCUUCUUCUUCUUCUCUCCCCUUAUUUCUCACACCUUUCGCCUGUCUCCUCUCCUCUCUCCAUCUCCUUCUAUCUCUGCUCUCUCUUCUCCUCUCUCCAUCUCCUUCUCCUCUCUUUAUCUCCUUUCUUUUCUCUCUUCUCUUUUCAUCGGCCAAAACAACCACCGACAACCACCCCAUUAACAUAGCGAUCAACACCCCAUCAACACAGCGACCAACACUGAGCAACAUCGAGCAACAACGAGCACUACCAAGCAAUAACGAGCAACCCACCGAGCAACAACCACCGAGCAACAUCGAGCAACCCAUCAAGCAACAGCGGCACACCAACAACAACAACACCGACGACGCCCAUCGAGCACCACCAGCGUUUUCAUAUCUAAUUUUAAUUCAGAUGCGUUGGUGGCGUCAGAUGGGUGGUGGCUUCAGAUGUGUGGUGGUGGCUGAAUAGCAGAUGCGUGGUGGUGGCUUUAGUAGUAUUUUUUUUUUUGAAUUAUAAAUGUAAUUUUUUUUUGACAAAUUAUAAAUGUAAUAUUACAACAACUUAUUAAUGGAAAUAUAUAUUUUUAUACA
Messenger RNA from Chenopodium quinoa (quinoa), 649 nucleotides. RefSeq lists its product as uncharacterized. The record is from RefSeq and is a predicted model, not a curated record. The transcript has 2 exons. The annotation marks the transcript as partial. NCBI's taxonomy places the organism in Eukaryota, Viridiplantae, Streptophyta, Magnoliopsida, Caryophyllales, Amaranthaceae.